This is a messenger RNA of Hyla sarda, 3372 nucleotides long. It is a transcript of the gene ATG5, whose product is annotated as autophagy related 5. Gene Ontology annotation, cellular component: Atg12-Atg5-Atg16 complex; cytoplasm; phagophore assembly site membrane. The transcript has 8 exons. The record is from RefSeq and is a predicted model, not a curated record. The coding region runs from base 161 to 988 and encodes 275 amino acids. NCBI's taxonomy places the organism in Eukaryota, Metazoa, Chordata, Amphibia, Anura, Hylidae. Gene Ontology annotation, biological process: cellular response to nitrogen starvation; autophagosome assembly; autophagy of mitochondrion.
AGGGAAGGCAGAAUGUGCUUCAACAUGAGGGCAGACGUCACACAGAGGAGACUGCCCGGACGCCCGCCCCCUGGAGGAUGGUGAUGUACAGAGAUAACCUUUUUGUCACAUAACUGAUGCACCGAGCUUGUCUAUAUGUGCAGCCCAAACUUCUGGAAGAAUGACAGAUGACAAGGAUGUGCUUCGAGAUGUCUGGUCUGGGCGAAUACCAACAUGCUUUACGUUAUAUCAGGAUGAACUCACUGAAAGGGAAGCUGAACCUUAUUAUCUGCUUCUACCUCGAGUGAGCUACCUGACCCUGGUAACUGAUAAAGUGAAAAAACAUUUUCAGAAAGUUAUGAGGACAGAAGACAUCAGUGAGAUUUGGUUUGAAUUUGAAAGCAUUCCUCUGAAAUGGCAUUACCCAAUUGGCUUACUAUUUGAUCUUCAUGCAUCAAACACAUCUCUCCCUUGGAGCAUCACUGUCCACUUUAAGAAUUUUCCAUCAGAAGACCUUUUACAUUGCCAGUCCAAAGAUGUGAUUGAAGCACACUUUAUGUCAUCUGUAAAGGAAGCUGAUACUUUGAAGCACAAAAGUCAAGUCAUAAAUGAAAUGCAGAAGAAAGACCACAAACAGCUCUGGAUGGGUUUACAGAAUGAUAAGUUUGACCAGUUUUGGGCGAUAAAUCGAAAACUUAUGGAAUAUUCACCAGAAGAGGGAGGCUUUCGUUAUAUACCCUUUCGAAUAUACCAGACAACCAGUGAACGUCCUUUUUUGCAAAAGCUAUUUCGGCCAUCUGCCAACGAUGGGAAGCCUCAUACGCUUGGUGAUUUAAUAAAGGAGGUUUGUCCUACAGCAGUCACACCUGAAGAUGAAGAAAAGAAAUAUCAAGUGAUGAUUCAUGGCAUAGAACCUUUGCUGGAGACCCCAUUGCAAUGGCUAAGUGAACAUUUCAGCUAUCCAGACAACUUCCUCCACAUAGCUAUCGUUCCCCAACCCACUGACUGAAGGACAAGAUUUUGCAUAAGCAAAAAAGCCCCUCACACUUGAACAGGAUCUUCCAAGAUCACUUUACAGGCUUUUGGUUGGUGGGAAUGCUUUCCAGAGAACAAGACGACAGAAUGUCCUUGUAGCACCAGAGAGCUUGGAGUUUCUUUUGCUCUGCCACCACUUGAGCUUUGUGUAUAAAGGAGAAUAUGCUGGAGGCUUACUGUUGGGUUGUAGCCAAAAACAGACCUACUCAGAGAGCCAGGGACAGUAUGUGCCUCCCUAUUUCUAAAUUGUGGUAACAAAUAUUGUCCACACUGAUUUACUUUGUGUAGCCAGGGUGUAGUAUAAUAUUAAAAGGGAAAAAAAACAUUGGCCUGAUUUUGUAAUACAGAAGUCAGUUCUGAAAACUGCACUAAAAGUGUGUUACAGCUUUACAAUACACUGUUACAGUAAAGCUGUGCAGUGCUGGCAGAGUACUUGUUUACAAUACACUUGUAGGUUUCUUAGAGAGUGAGAUUUCUACCUAAAAAGCAAAAACCUCAUCCCUAAAUUAUAACUAAGAACAGAUUUCUCCAAUGCCAUCAGUAAUACACAUUUAACACCUUGAAAGCUUAAUGGACUACUUUUUCUAUUACAGCAGUUUAUGGUAACAAUCUAUAAUCAUGUAUGUGAAAUACGUAAAAAUAUAUAUAUCAAUUCCAAUUGUUGUUAAAUUCUGAAGUUUUUGUUUGUGAAUUUUUACUUUUAUGGUAUGCUGCCAUAGAAGAGAAAUUUAUUUUUUCAAUUCUAAAAGGAAGUUUUGCUCAUUUACUGCUCCAAUUUCAGAUUAAUCUCUCUAAUAUUUAGAUCAAAAUAAGCUCAUGUGCUGGUGUGCAUUAGCUGUUGUAACCUGUGGCCAAGUAAUGUUGCGCUCCAAGAGACAGUAGAUCUCUAUGGAGAACAAAUGUCCCAAGUGCCUGAUCUUCUGAUGGCCCAGUUUGGCACCUAGUGCACACUCAAGUGAGUGUAUAGAGGGCGAUAAGGUAAAGAGUCUGAAAAGUUAUCCCCUAUCCACAAGAUUCGGAACAACAAGCUGAUCGAUAGGGGUCUGACUGCUGAAACCUUACUGACCACAAGAUCGCAGGACAGUUGUCCCCCCUGUAUAAAUGGGGCACACCCCUGUUCUCAGUUCAUUCUCUAUGGGACCCCCAAAUAUUGUUGCGCUCAGAGGACAUUUAUCUGGCAUACUCAUGGUCAUUGUGGAUCACAAUGGUUGGAGGCCCUCUGAUCAAGUUCAUAUACUGUAUCCUGUGGCUAGGAGAUAACUUUUGUAGAUGGUAAUACCCCUUUAGUUGUUUUGCAGUUAAAACAUCAGAUUUAGUCUACUUUGUGGAAUAUAAAUUUCUACAUAUCCACAAUCAUUGAAUGUUUCAUUUAUUGUAUAUAAUCCCUUGUAUGGAACAUGCUGUCAGUUGUGAUACACCUUUAUUAUUACCAAAUGAAGAUUUGGAAAACCGAGAUUUUAAAACGUGUUUUCCUGGAUUAUAAAAAUAAAAAUCAGUUUUUUUCCAGAUAUAAUGCCACUUUUGACCAUAGAAAGAAAGGUUUUGGUAUUGCAGAUCAAUCCCUUUUGACUAAAAUGGGAAUCAGUUGUAAUACCAGACACCGCCAAUGGUCUAAAAUAGCACAUUUUCUUAGGGGGAAAGAAGCAAAGAAAAAAAAAAUGUUUUUUCUAAUCACAUACAAACCCUUUAAAAGGAUAACACCACCUCCAGUCCACCAUUACUAUACCAUCCUUUAUCAUAGUAAAAAAUAAAAAAAAAUGUAAACUGUGAUGCAUUUGUUCAUGGGAACAAUAAAAUUACAUUGUUUGCUGUUAUAUUAUAAAAGUUAAUGUGAUGCUAGCUGCAUUUGUGUGUGUGUGCUCUUUUUAUUUCCUUUUAUUUGGCUCUUCCUUAUAUUGAACCUUAUUUUUGUAAUACACUUUUUUGUAUAUCUUGGUUUAAACAUGCUUCAAUACCUUCUCAUAAUUUUGCCACAAAAAAACAUAACCUUACUUAUGUUUCCUGUAAGUUUAUUAUACAAGUAUCUUUAUAUCAAAUACUACUGUUAUUAUAAUGGUAUGCAUUCAUUAGAAAGGGAAAAUUUCCAAUUGUAUGUAAUGUAACAUCUGUCUGUGUAUUACACUGUGUUGGAUCCACUAUGACUAUGCUUCUUUCCCAGAGUGCAAAAUAUAUUUAUAGCCAUAUGUGAACGAUGCAUCAUAUUUACAGUUACAUUUCUAACAUAUCUUUUUCAUUUUCAGUGCCUAAAAUGUUUAACAGCAUACGUUAAUGCAAGAAUAUUAAUUUAAUUGUACCCCUGAAUGAUUUUUGUAGCAUCGGCAUUAGAGUACCUGUCACCAAAUAAAACUUUUAAUAUAG